Molecule: messenger RNA, 3570 nt
Organism: Syngnathus acus (greater pipefish)
Lineage: Eukaryota; Metazoa; Chordata; Actinopteri; Syngnathiformes; Syngnathidae
Exons: 6
Coding region: 414-1205 (263 amino acids)
Cellular component (GO): cytoplasm
Source: RefSeq, a predicted model, not a curated record
CAGCAGAGGAGAGCUGCGACCGCAUUCCACCGCUCUGACGACUGACCUCACACACAGAGUGCUCCAUGCGCCCACGUCACACACUCAUCAUACCACUCUAGCCGUAGCUCAGACCAGUAGAAGGGGAUGCUGGCGGCUGGCAGCCACUAACACCAGCCUUCAAUAUACAGUUGGUCCAGACAUACUGCAGUGUCAUCUCAAGGGAGUCCAACAUUUUUCCACUGUUCUCAGAAGGAAGACUAGCCAAAGGCGAGCAGGGCUUUACCUGAUCCUUGACUCAUUCACAGAGCAGGAAACUUGAGCCUACGCACAAAAAAAGGGAGCCAUCAUAAGCCACCACUGAAACAAGAACCUCUGGACAGAGCGUCUGUGACGCUGACGGUUGCUUGCGGUGCUUGAAGAAGAGCGUCAGGAUGCUGGCUAAAAUCCUGGAGGAGAUGUGGGUAGAGCCUGAGGUGUUGGAGGCCCUGAGCGAAGAGCAGAAGAGGAUUCUCUUUCUCAAGAUGAGAGAGGAACAGGUACGCCGUUGGAAGGAGAGGGAGGACAAAGUGGAAGAAAGUAGCAACAGCAGCAGCAGACCAAAGAAAGCCACCAGCAAGCACGUGAGUUGGCUCCUCGGUCGUGAUGGGGAUGUGUGCGUUCGUGUGAUUGGAGAAGUGGAUGAGUUCAGGUCUUCCAAACUUCUCCAGAACCUUCUGAGUAACAGGCUCCAUCAUGAUAAUAUGAACGGCAUCCAGACAGCAGACAUGCUGGCAGGAAAAAUGUCCCGGCAGCCUGGAUUUAAAGAAGAAAGCCAGCUCAGUCUCACUGAUGACACCGCUAAUGACCCGGACUCGCCAAACAUCCAAUCAUCGUCUGAGGACGAAAUGGAUUCUAACAGCACAGAUGACGACCUGGAGAACCCCAGUGAAGGCAGUGACAGUGAGUCAGGCGGCAGUUUGGACAACCUCAGCCACUGGGCUCCUCCAAACAGGCCCCAUCUUAGUAGCCAUGGCAACAAACCAGCCCAGCUGUUAGACGCAGAGAGGGUCAGCCCACAGGCCAGAGAUGGCGUGAGCAUUCAAGACAGUAAGUCCGAAUAUGGAGGCAGAGUGGCCCAGCUCAGGAAAGCCUUUGGUUCUGAUCCUUCUCACAACUUCAGCAAGCCUCCUUUACCUGCCAAACCUGCUCAUCUACUGACCAGAGGCACGUCGUUGAUCCAUUAACAUGCCGGCUUUGAGACAAUGCUGUGACCCCAAAGAGACUGAUGGACUGAAUCGUGUUACGAGUACUGUGAGGGAGUCGCACAAGACAUUUGUGGUCCAGGCUCAAGGCCAUCUGAAGGCGAAACAGGACCCUGACUCGAUUUUUCUUCGAAUUUUCAUUUCUAGUUCACUGAGAUGAUCAAUGUAAUUGUACUUUGUCACUUUAUUGACACUUUAUGUUUUGCAUUGCUUCCAGAAAAUGUAUGUUACGUGACACAAAAAGAAAAAACGAGAGAACAUUUUCGCAUUACUUCAUAAUAUACGGUGCACAAACUGGACAAAACAUUAGGUGCACCAUAUUCAAGGGAUGUCCCCAACAUUUUGGCAACAUUAUUUAGCUAAACACCCAGUUUAGGAAUGCAUCAGUAUACACCUGACCACAUUACACAUGAACACUUGUCUGAUUGGGUUUAUCGUGAGCAUUGUAAAUUUCACUGAGACAGUAUUGCUGUAUGGAAAUCUAAUGAGGACAAAAAUGUACAUGAAACAUCCAGUGCACAAGUUGGAUAUUUCAUAAAUACUCAACCAACAUGCCAUCACCGUACAAGUGUGUUGAAACUUCACAACGGUUUCAUUUGUUGUCAAGUAUACUGGUGAACAUAGCCAGUGGUCUAAUAAUGUCAAAUAUUUACAGACCAAACUUUACUGUGUCCCUUUAGGGGGGAAUCCAGAAAACGCAAAAUCCACAUCAAAACAAAAGUUGCAUUGCCAUUGAGUUACGUGGAAAAAGACAUAUCGUGUUGUAUUCAGUGUUGCAUUCUCAUGUGUUGGAAAUUGUAUCCACUAGUCCCAUGUUUUCACCAAAUUAGUUUAUAUUGUGGUGAAAACAAUUUUUUACUUUAUUUUAUAAUUUCCUGAAGUUAUGUGUGUCCAGAAGGCACUCCGUGUGUGUGUGGGGGGGGGGCAUUCUGAUAGGGUUAGACAAGGAGGUUGUUGAUAGUGGCCGGCUCGCACAAUGAUUAUCUAUUCAGCAAGAAAACAGCCCACCAGAGAUCAAAGAGAGCGCACAUAAAGCUGAUUAGCAUGUGGUUAAGACGCAGAGACAGAGGGCGAGACGCUCGGGGAGACGGAGCAAAUGCGAGUUGGGUCACGGGGAAGCAACACGUCACGGCCGACUCAUUAAAGCUCCUCACAGCAUUCCCUCACCACCUCCACACCCUCAGCCUCAGGAUUUGCCGUCCUAGUGUGUGUGUGUGCGUGCGUGCGUGCCUGUGCGCCCGCCCCAUAUCUCGGAUCAUGUGACUAGACACACGCACGCAGUGUGAAAAGGCCCACUAUAUUUAGCAGGGCAGUGUAGGGUUUCCCAGCCAGCCAGCCAGGCAUUGUGGAGAGGGCGGUCAACUUUGCCACACAAGAAAGUGCACAUCAUAUCAAGUGUGAGAGGCAAGAGUGUGCAGGUGCUUCUUUUAUGCCUCUCUGGCCCAGAAGGAGAAAUCGGGACACUUCUUGUGUUGUGACAAAGCACCUGUCAAAGAUCACAUGCUGUACACCUGAGACCGUUUACUUCCACAUUGAAGUCAUUGUGGAGAAACGGGAGAUCCAACUGGGGAGUUGCAGCUCACUUGGACAUAGAGAGCCCCUUAUUUCUCACAGAUGUUUAAUAUGCACUAAUCUGCCAAUGCAGGUAAUACUAAAAUAGUAAAUUCAUGCAUAUAGUGGAACAUCCUACAGUGGACAUUUUUGUUGUAUAGAGCACCUUGACUCAGGAGUUCUUUGAGUUAUGCCACCAUGCGAGUAAAGUGGGGGAAAAGGAGAGCAACAGUUGCUGAUGCACUUUCAGCCGUUUAAUGAGGGGUGCAAGCAGUCAAACACAAAAUGUGUGCAUGCCCUGGGAGAGCUACAGUAGGACAGAACUUGUUAUAGCCAAACUCAACCCAAGAUAUCAAAACUUCCCGUUGUAACGCGGAUACCGUCUUUAUUGGAUACCGCUUGUGUUUCUACGAUGUAUAUAUUUAUUCGAAAAAUACUACGCUUACUCCUCUACGGUGGCCGCCAUAAUAACAUUGUGUGACGUCAAUCAGGCCUUUCUUUCCACAUAAUUUACGACAAAACCAGACAGAGUUAGCAUUCAGCAUUGAUAAGCUAUAGACCUGUCUGAUUCGGCUUAUCUAGCAAGCUAAUGGCAGACAUGCUGACUCACAACAGCCGGUCCCGUCAGUCGGCGGCAGUUGCAGCUAGCUGCUAGCUGCCUUGGCCAACUGUCUGCAGUGUAAUAGGUGAAACUUAAUCUUCACACACAAACAUGCAGUUGCUACCCAUCCAUCUUGAAUAAAUCACACUUCAAUAUUAAUACAUAAAUAAUAAAUAAAACAUGUGGGGCUUUUUU